AAAUCGUGGGAGACCUGGAAAGCGUGAAGGAUCGGAAGGAGGGGGGAUGCAAAAGCCAGAUUUUUAUUGGAAGCAGUUGAAGUGGUUGCUAUGAGACCCGCUUGAGCGGAGGACCAGCAGCCAGCCCGACGCUGAUGGUUCUUACCUCGUACUAACCUUUCUUUUGACACAGUUUUAGAGUUGCUUACUAUCUGAGCAAGCACCUGACACGGGCGACUUUUUGCUUGUCUUUUUCCUCCGGUCCCUCGGGUAAGAUGGAGGUAGGAAACGAAGCCAGCUGCUCCCCCAGCAGCGCAUCAGGCGGGUCCCGAGAGCACAAGGUGGUAAUGCUGGGAGCAGGGGGAGUUGGUAAAAGCGCAAUGACAAUGCAGUUUAUUAGUCAUCAGUUCCCUGAUUAUCAUGACCCCACUAUUGAUGCUUAUAAGACCCAAGUUAGGAUUGACAAUGAGCCAGCCUAUUUGGACAUCUUGGAUACUGCUGGCCAGGCAGAAUUCACAGCCAUGCGGGAGCAGUACAUGCGAGGCGGGGAGGGGUUCAUCAUCUGCUACUCUGUCACUGACCGCCAGUCAUUCCAGGAAGCUGCCAAGUUUAAAGAGCUAAUUUUUCAGGUUCGCCACACCUAUGAAAUCCCCCUGGUACUGGUGGGUAACAAAAUUGACCUGGAACAGUUCCGUCAGGUCUCCACAGAAGAAGGCUUGAAUCUGGCCCGAGAAUAUGCCUGUGCUUUUUUUGAGACCUCUGCAGCCCUCAGAUUCUGUAUUGAUGAUGCCUUUCAUGGUUUAGUGAGGGAAAUUCGCAAGAAGGAGUCUGUGCCAUCUUUGAUGGAAAAGAAACUGAAGAGAAAAGACAGCCUGUGGAAGAAGUUAAAAGGCUCAUUGAAGAAGAAGAGAGAAAAUAUGACAUGAUAUCCUUGCUUCUAACUCCCUUUCUCUCUCUGAAUUUUUUCAGUUGGACAGUUCUGCAGUUGCAAUCAGCUUCAAUAUUCUGUCUGUCUCUUUAAAUAUCUACCUAUAGCUAAAACCAGGAUCUGCAUAACUGUACCUCUUGAGAUAGUUUUGUUUUGUCCUUAACAGUUGGAUGGAUUUUGUCAAUCAGUUGGAUAUGCUGUUUAAGUUUUUACAGUAUAUUACUAAAUAAAAUUGACAUUCCAAUUGCCUCAUUUCCCUUUAAAGAGUCUAGCUUCAUUUGGUAUGCUGUCUGGUUAUAGAGGAAAUAUUCAAAAUUGCAGACAGAAUGAUAAAAGGCUCAGGGGAUCUGCCUUUGCUGAUAAGACUUUGGCUGUUUGCAUUUCAGGAAACUCAGUAAAUAAUGAAGCAGCUCAGGAAACAAUUCAGAGCAGGACUCUGCAGCCUAGUCUUUCCUUAAGUGUAGACGUGGUGGCGCUGAAGAUGAAGCUUAGUGGAACUAUUAAUAAUAGGAACUGGUUAUGGGUCAUUGGAGAUCUGAAACAAAAUAUCCCCAUAUUUACAGAGCACUGCCCUGUUAGGCUUUGGCGAAACUCUCAUAAUGCACUCAGUGGGCUGUGGCAAAGCAGAAAGAGCUUUUGUAGCAGGAAGAGAGAGGCUAAUAUGAAUUUGGUCGUUCAGAUACUCAUAAAAGGCCACAUUUAAAUUCUCCCUCUCUGGGAGAGUCCCUCUGAGGACUGAUUCACCUGCAUUAGGACCAUCUGCAGGGUAAAAAGCAUGUUGACUCCAGAGACCCUACAUUCUCCUUACAUUACCAAAAUGCCCUAUGUCUUCCUACUUACUACUCUGACCAAACACCACCAGUUAGAGGGCUCAUUUUCUUUGUUUUACAAUGAAUGACUCAUCUUCUAAAAUGAAAUUGUCCAUUCAUUCAUUUAUCCCACUGUAUGAAUGGUUUAUUCAAAUUCAAGCUCAGAAAGCACCCUACCAGAAAAAAAAAAAACAAAAAGAGUUCUGACUGUCAAUAGACAAGUGUUAAAAGGAAAACCGUAAAGAAUAGAUAGCCAAACAUGAGAUGGAAUCUAUCACACCAGUUUUCAUGGGUUGGAAGAAAUAUUUGCAUAAAUUAGAGAAAUGGGAGGAUGAAGGGCAAAGUUACCAAUUUACAUGCACUUAGUCUUUUAUUCACAAUGCCCCUGGCACUUGCUAAAUCCCUGAAAAGGCAGGAAUGAAUCAAGGUAGUUUAACAUCUAGUUGGAAGACUCACUUGGCUGAAGAACAACAGGAUUAUAGAUUACUGGAUAAGAAGACACAUUUUACA
Manis pentadactyla (Chinese pangolin) is the source of this 2226-nucleotide messenger RNA. It is a transcript of the gene RIT2, whose product is annotated as Ras like without CAAX 2. Lineage: Eukaryota; Metazoa; Chordata; Mammalia; Pholidota; Manidae. Gene Ontology annotation, cellular component: plasma membrane. The record is from RefSeq and is a predicted model, not a curated record. Gene Ontology annotation, biological process: positive regulation of neuron projection development; Ras protein signal transduction. The transcript is spliced from 5 exons. Gene Ontology annotation, molecular function: GTP binding; calmodulin binding; GDP binding. Bases 255 to 905 code for a protein of 216 amino acids.